AUGAAGCUCGAAGAUGUCGAAAAAGGCCACAGCUCACCUACUCUUGGGAGUCCAAGUCAGUUUCACCUCGACAAAAGCUCCUCCAACAGCUCCUCCAACGACUCAGACCUCGCAAAGCCUGACCCCGUGCCACAAUCAAGAUGUCAACGAUGGAUUGCAAGCCUAAAGAAUGUAGAGAGUCGUGGCAUCGAGCCCGUUCCUAUCGAAAAGCGAGAGCCAAUAACACCUUCAACAAUACUUCAUAUGCUGCUCAUGUGGUUUAGCAUGACGUUGGCUACAAAUAACAUCAUUGUUGGGUCAAUGGGUACACUUGUGCUAGGUCUCAGCUUCAAGGAUGCGGCCCUCUGUGCUGUAUUUGGAUGUUUAGCCGGCAAUUGCACUGUUGGCUUUAUAAGUAUAUGGGGACCGAAAAGCGGAAACCGAACUUUGAUCGUGGCCCGAUAUUUUAUGGGCUAUUAUCCCAGCAAAGCUUGCAUUAUCCUGAACCUCUUCACCAAUAUCGGAUAUAGCAUGGUAAACAGUGUCGUCGGUGGCCAGAUUUUGUCUGUGGUCUCUGGUGGUCAUCUUUCCGUGAUAGUGGGGAUUAUCAUUGUCGCCGUUUCUAGCUGGGCCAUGGCCCUGUUUGGCAUGAAAAUCUUCCAAUUAUAUGAACGAGUUGCCUGGUUGCCACAGCUGAUGGUGAUAUGCGUGAUGGUGGGUUCAGCAGGGCCUAAUUUCGACUUCAACAUCGAGACACCAAUGUCGACAGAGCAAUUAAUGGCCAAAAGAAUCACCUUCUUCUCCUUGGCAUUGUCCAUUGCCCUCGCCUGGGCCCCACUCGCCGCCGAUUACUAUGUCUAUCUCCCGCCGCAGAUGAAGAGCUCUCGGACAUUCCUGGUCACAGUCUUCGCCGCCACUAAUGGUAUGUCAAUUGUUCUCCUUAUGGGCAUCGGUCUUGGAACCGUCAUUGCCAGCUCGGCACAUUACGCCGCCAAGUACGGCAGCAGUCCCGGAGGCGUGCUGAUGACAGCAUACGACGGUCUGGGAGGGUUCGGGAAAUUCUGUGCUGUUAUCAAUGUUCUUGCCUUGGUUGCCAACAAUACUCCCGGGGCCUACUCGAUGGGAAUGAACUUCCAGAUGAUUGGUGGGAUAUUUGGAAAGGUUCCCCGACCGGUCUUCACGACUCUCGCUACGGUUAUCUAUGCCGCAUGCGCGAUGGGAGGCCGGGACCGGCUGUACGAGGUCUUCAAGUCUUUCCUGCCUCUGAUCGGAUACUGGGUCAUGAUGUUCGUCGUGAUUUUCAUCGAAGAACACACGAUCUUCCGCCAGAGAAGGGGCUAUGACUGGUCUCAGUGGAAUUGUCGCGAUAAACUGCCUUUGGGGAUCGCAGCGGGAGUUGCUUUCCUUAUUGGCUGGGCUGGUGCAAUUGUCGGCAUGUCUCAAGCGUAUUAUAUCGGCCCUAUUGCGCAGAUGGCUAGCGGUGCUGAUCUGGGUCUCUGGCUAGGUGCGGGCUUCACUGCGAUGUUCUUCCCACCGUUACGGGCAUUGGAGCUCAAAUUUAUUGGUCGCUAG
Penicillium samsonianum is the source of this 1551-nucleotide messenger RNA. RefSeq lists its product as uncharacterized. Gene Ontology annotation, molecular function: transmembrane transporter activity. Gene Ontology annotation, biological process: transmembrane transport. The record is from RefSeq and is a predicted model, not a curated record. The transcript has 4 exons. The coding region runs from base 1 to 1551 and encodes 516 amino acids. Gene Ontology annotation, cellular component: fungal-type vacuole membrane; plasma membrane. NCBI's taxonomy places the organism in Eukaryota, Fungi, Ascomycota, Eurotiomycetes, Eurotiales, Aspergillaceae.